Molecule: messenger RNA, 1980 nt
Organism: Echinops telfairi (small Madagascar hedgehog)
Lineage: Eukaryota; Metazoa; Chordata; Mammalia; Afrosoricida; Tenrecidae
Gene: CPN2
Product: carboxypeptidase N subunit 2
Exons: 2
Coding region: 76-1725 (549 amino acids)
Molecular function (GO): protein binding
Source: RefSeq, a predicted model, not a curated record
GUUUCAGAGUGCACAGCCCCUCUGCUCCCCAGAGAGAGCCAGCGCCCGCACCUGCCUACUCAGCCCCUCACGGAGAUGCGUCCCGCAGCCUGGCUGCCCUGGUCUUGCCUCCUGCUCCUGGCCCCUGGGGCCCAGCCCUGCCCCGAGGGCUGUGAUUGCAUCGGCCAGGAGGUGUUCUGUUCAGAUGAGGCGCUGCCCGCUGUGCCCCAGGACAUCCCACCCCACACCAGCAGCAUCCUUUUCCUGGAGACCUCCUUCUCCAGGGUGGGCACCAGGGCCUUUGGUGGCAGCCCCAACCUCACCAAGGUGGUCUUCCUCAGCACCCAGCUCGCCCAUUUCGGGCCGGAAGCCUUUGGGGGGCUGCCCAGGCUGGAGGACCUGGAAAUCACAGGCAGUGCCUUCUCCAGCCUCAGCCCUUGCACUUUCUCUGGCCUGAGCUCCCUGGGCAAGCUCACCCUCAACUUCAACCAGCUGGAGGCUCUGCCCGAAGACCUCUUCCAGCACAUGCCCGACCUGGACUCACUCCAGCUGCAGGGCAACCGGCUCCAGACGCUGCCCGCAAGGCUCUUCCAGCCGCUGGGACGUCUGACGACCCUGAACCUGGCUCAGAACCUGCUGGCGCAGCUCUCGGAGGAGCUCUUCCACCCGCUGCUCGGCCUGCAGAGCCUGCGGCUCAGCGACAACGCUCUGGCCGGCCUCCCCGCCGGCGUGUUCGGCCGCCUGGGCCGCCUGCGGGAGCUCUUCCUGGACGGCAACGCCCUCUCCCGGCUGCCCGCCGAGCUGUUCGCGCCGCUGCGGCGCCUGGAGAAGCUCUGGCUGCAGAGGAACGCCAUCGAACACCUGCCGCUGUCCAUCUUCGCCUCUCUGGGCAACCUGACCUUCCUGAGCCUGCAGGGCAACACGCUGCGGACACUGCCCGCCGGCCUCUUCGCUCAGACCCCGGGCCUGGCCUCGCUGUCCCUGUCGCACAACCACCUGGAGACCAUCGCCGAGGGCGCCUUUGCCAACCUGUCCAGCCUCCGCUCCCUGACGCUCUCACACAACGCCCUCACCCACCUCCCGGCCGGUGUCUUCGGGGGCCUGGAGGAGCUGGCCCGGCUCUACCUGGGCAGCAACAACCUGACGGCCCUGCAGCCGGCCCUCUUCCACAACCUGUCCCGGCUGGAGCUGCUCAGCCUCUCCAGGAACCUUCUGACCACGCUCCCGGAGGGCAUCUUUGACACCAACUACCACCUCUUCAACCUCGCCCUGCACGGCAACCCCUGGCACUGCGACUGCCACCUGGCCUACCUCUUCAGCUGGCUGCACCAGUACAGUGACCGGCUCUUCAACAUCCAGACCUACUGCGCCGGCCCUGCCUACUUGAAGGGCCAGGUGCUGCCCGCCCUGGAGGAACAGCAGCUAGUGUGCCCUGUUGCCAGGGACCGUCUGGGCUUCCAGGGCCCCGGCCUGGACGAGCAGGAGCUGGGUGGGCCCUGGGAUCUGGCGGCGGAGGACAGGGUGGCGUGGGGCCGGAGCCGCUGCACCUACAGCAAUCCGGAGGGCACUGUGGUGCUGGCCUGUGACGAGGCCCGGUGCCGCUGGCUGAACAUGCAGCUCUCCUCUCGGGAGGACUCGGGCACUCUGGGGCUGGCAUACAAUACCAGUCAGGCGUGGGAUCUGAGGUCGAGCUGUGGCACCAUGCGGGUCACUGUGUCCAUUGAGGAGGGGCCAGGGGACCCCUAGGUACAGGAGCUAGAGACCUGGAAAGAAGGGGUUGGGUCCAAGAGACAUUGAGACCCAUUUUUCAGAUGCAAGGUCACGGCUCCAAAGGGGAGGAGGUGAGUGAGAUGGAGCCUCCAUCCCCAGUCUCCUCCUCUUCCUCCUUCCCUCCCUCCCCUUCUCUGACUUCCCAGACAGUGCCUAGGGGAGUCUGAGACUGCUUAGAAGACACCCCUUCAAGCCAUAUCUCUGGAGAAUAAAGCAACAUCUGGACCCCCA